Messenger RNA from Octodon degus (degu), 1600 nucleotides. It is a transcript of the gene Chmp3, whose product is annotated as charged multivesicular body protein 3. Gene Ontology annotation, cellular component: multivesicular body; ESCRT III complex. The record is from RefSeq and is a predicted model, not a curated record. The transcript is spliced from 7 exons. Bases 242 to 1228 code for a protein of 328 amino acids. NCBI's taxonomy places the organism in Eukaryota, Metazoa, Chordata, Mammalia, Rodentia, Octodontidae. Gene Ontology annotation, biological process: endosome transport via multivesicular body sorting pathway; protein transport; late endosome to vacuole transport.
CGUUUCUCCCUUGUUUUUUUCGCCUCCCAUCAGGAAGGCGAGACGAGGAGGAGGCUCUGCGCCUCUGCCACUGUCGUCCCUUCCUUGACCACUCGGGCCGACGCCGUGGUCCCCCUUACCCCGCCGCGGACAUGGCCCGCAGGUGACCGCCGCCCGCGAGACGCUGCCCUCCUCGACCCGACCUCCUCUCACCCCUCCACCUUCCGGGCUCUGGCAAGAGAGAGGAGACACGCCAGGGAAGAUGUGGCUGAAGCUGUUUUUCUUGCUCUUGUAUUUUCUGAUCCUGUUCGUCCUGGCCAGGUUUUUUGAGGCCAUUGUGUGGUAUGAGACCGGCAUCUUUGCCACUCAGCUGGUGGAUCCGGUGGCACUGAGCUUCAAGAAGUUGAAGACGAUUCUGGAGUGCCGGGGACUGGGCUAUUCGGGGCUGCCCGAGAAGAAGGAUGUGCGGGAGCUGGUGGAGAAGUCAGGUGACUUGAUGGAAGGGGAGCUCUAUUCUGCUCUCAAGGAAGAGGAGGCCUCAGAGUCUGUUUCUAGCACCAAUUUCAGUGGUGAAAUGCACUUCUAUGAGCUUGUAGAAGACACAAAAGAUGGCAUUUGGCUGGUUCAGGUCAAUGAAUGGUCACUGAAGAUAAGAAAAGAAAUGAGAGUUGUUGACAGACAAAUAAGAGAUAUCCAGAGAGAAGAAGAGAAAGUGAAACGGUCUGUGAAAGACGCCGCCAAGAAGGGCCAGAAGGACGUGUGUGUGGUGCUGGCCAAGGAGAUGGUCAGGUCGAGGAAGGCCGUGAGCAAGCUGUAUGCAUCCAAAGCACACAUGAACUCCGUGCUCAUGGGGAUGAAGAACCAGCUUGCGGUCCUGCGAGUGGCCGGGUCCCUGCAGAAGAGCACAGAUGUGAUGAAGGCCAUGCAGAGUCUUGUGAAGAUCCCAGAAAUCCAGGCCACCAUGCGGGAGCUGUCCAAAGAGAUGAUGAAGGCUGGGAUCAUAGAAGAGAUGUUAGAGGACACUUUUGAAAGCAUGGAUGAUCAAGAAGAAAUGGAAGAAGAAGCUGAGACAGAAAUUGACAAAAUCCUCUUUGAAAUUACAGCAGGAGCCUUAGGCAAAGCACCCAGUAAAGUGACCGAUGCCCUUCCUGAGCCUGAACCUUUGGGAGCCAUGGCUGCCUCUGAGGAUGAAGAGGAGGAAGAGGCCCUGGAGGCCAUGCAGUCCCGGCUGGCCACACUCCGCAGCUAGGGCCUGCUCUUUCCACAGCCUGCCCGCCGGCACCUGUGCACCUUGGAAGAGGCGGCUGUUCCAUGUAGCUCUUGCACUACACCUCUGUCAUGAGGCACUGCAUUUGGGAGAAGGUCCUGUGCUUAUCUCUUCACUCUCUGCAAGGUUUUGAGACCUCAAAGGGAUUGUUCUUAUGAAGGUGGUAUGAUUAAAUGCAGCGUUUUCAGGAAUAUAAACAGAUACCUUCUUGGGGAAAGCAGAGAAAUCCCCUUUUCUUAUGAAGCAGCUCUAAGAACUGAGUUGAUUGCCUGAAUGUUGAGGACUCUGCAUUGGGGGGGAGGGGUGUAAAACACUGUAUAAAUGGAUUUUAAUAAAUUUCUGCUUUAACAUUUA